This is a messenger RNA of Aspergillus glaucus CBS 516.65, 2589 nucleotides long. Its product is annotated as pentatricopeptide repeat protein. The record is from RefSeq and is a predicted model, not a curated record. Lineage: Eukaryota; Fungi; Ascomycota; Eurotiomycetes; Eurotiales; Aspergillaceae. The coding region runs from base 1 to 2589 and encodes 862 amino acids. Gene Ontology annotation, molecular function: protein binding. The transcript has a single exon.
AUGCUCCGCCAAGCCGCUCAAGGAGCUCGGUGGUAUCAACAUGUGGCCCGCAGAAGUCCGUCGAUUCCGUCUCUUCAUUUGCCACGGACACUUCUUGUCGUAACACGGCGUUCUGUUCACUAUGGCGGUCCUGACGAUAAGGUUCGCUUCUACGAGCAAGAUACGCCCGGAAGCAAAACAAGGAGGAAAGUUAAUCCCGAGGCAGAAGAGAGCGUCGAGCGGGGGGAAGUGGAAGAGAAGCUCUCCAGGGUUCAACAGGAACUGCGGAUUCUGGAAGAGGGCCCCUUUGGUCCCAAUGGCGAGUUUAUGAGGAGCUUGCCCGAAAAGGAUAGGGCCAUUGCUCUCGAAGCGUUACGGAAACAUGCGGUGCAAAGAGGCCAACAAGAUACCGACGGUGGACUUGACCAAGUCUUUGACGAGGAACUGGAUGAGAUAUUGCGGGAAGAGUUUGAGGGGUUUGCGGAGGAGGAGGAAAAUUGGCAAGCGCACAGGGAAGACGGCGAGGACGAAAAUCCAGUGGUCACAAAGCCUUAUGAGGUGGUGCUGCCAGACGAGGAGAGUCAUUCUUAUAUCGAUAGAUUCAACGAACGCCUGGACCAGUUCACACACAACAAAUCCAACGAACCGUUGAAACAGGAGUUAUGGAAAUGGUACCGUCGAUGCAAACAAGUGAUUCCGGGAUUCUUAGAAGCGGUGCCGGAGGAGGCUAGGUCUUUAGUAUGGGAUUCCCAGAUCUCCGGUCAGAUCGCGAAGGAUGCGCGAGCAGCGCAUUUGCAGACUUUGGCCGAAGAUGCGGCGAUCACCGGCAGAAACCUGUCCACUCUUCAUACUAUUUCGUAUAUCCAGUCGCUUCACGAGGGUGGCAAAACGAACCAGGCCUUGGAUCAAUGGGAGACAUACCAGAAUGAGCUUAGCCAACGGAAGGAGGAUCUGGAAGCAUACUGGAAACUCGGGGUGCGUCUUUUCGCAGCGGAGGAUAACCCUCAAAGGGCCCAGGACAUUGCUCUGGCUUUUCUAGCAAAUGACCAGACUCGCCAGCCUCGCAUUCUCAACUCCGUUAUUGUGGCCUGGGGACGACAACCCGAGCAGGAAGCAGAGAUAAAAGCUUGGGCGCUGUAUUUGCAGCUUAAGAUUUUUCUCGGUCCUGAUAUGACCAUGGAAGACUACGAUCAUAUUAGCAUUGGUCUUCUCAAGGCGGGUAGAUUUGACCUUGCUAUCGCUGUCUUCAAAGAUAUGAUGGUGACGGGCAAAGACCCAGCAGAUGAUUCGACCACUUUGUACAAAUCCGCGGUAGGAUUUGCAGGCAACUUACAUGCAUCCAGCAUUAGCGAGCGGCAAGUGAACAGAGUCUCACUAUCUACAUUGACUUUGAUACCUCGACGGUUCCAAAACCGCUUUUUCUACGCUAGUUGGAUGAAGAAACUGAUUGGUAUGGGAGAAGUGGACUCCGCGGCAUCGGUCAUCGAACUGAUGUACGAACGAGGCGUGAAACCGGAUUCAAAACACCUGAACGGUCUCAUGGCGGCCUGGCUCCGCGAGGGAAGCCCAUCAGCUAGGACAAAGGCUGAGAGCUUAGCAUGGACCAUGAUCCAACAACGGAUUGAUCUGGUCUGGGACCGGGAGAAAAUCCCCGGGCAGGCACCGCGGUUAUCGUUGAACCAGCAGGCGGAUCCUCGGGUCCGUAUACCAAAAUGGAUGCAACGAACAGUGCCACCGGGCAACAUCGAGACAUUCUCGAUUCUCCUCCUCUAUUACACCCGCAAAGGUGACGACGAUAUGACGGGCUACCUGAUCAAGCGUCUGGCGGAUGCACGAAUCAAACCGAAUUCGUACUUCAUGAACCAUCUCCUAUACGCUGAGCUGCGAAGGCAAGACCUCCGCACUCUCUGGCAAAAGUUCAGAACUAUGUCCGCCACCACCCAACCCGAUCUAGAGACCUACGCCUGCCUCUGGGACUGCGGCAAGCUACAAUAUGACCGCGGCCGCACAGCAUUCGAAGCAAACUUCCCAACCGCUCGCCAGCUGUUCGCCGACAUGGUCACAUGGUACACCAACCUCUCCCCGCGCGCCAAAUCCGCAACGCAGAACGAAUUCUCCAAAGACCUCUACGACCAGAUCAUCCGCUGCUUCUGCUUCUCCAAAGACCUCCCCGGCACCCUAGUAGCACUCCACACCCUCCGCACAACUUUCAACGUCUACCCAGACGACACAACCGCACGUUUGAUCAUCCUCCAAGUCUCCCGUCUAGCAAGCGUACCAGCCGAUACACCCAAACGGCGUCUCCGCCGCCUCUCAAGCACUCCGCGCAGCAGAGAGAAUAUCAACCAAGUCCAGCGCCUCGUCGACAUCCUGAGUCGACGGAAAGCCGCUGCGCUUGAAGAAAAGGGUCCGAGUCUUUCCAACAUGGACCCGCAAGAACGGAAUGAGUGUCAGUUAGAGAUCAUGGCUGACUUGCUGCGGAUUGUUAUGGGACGUGUGGGCGACCCGAGUGAGGUGGAAGGCUGGGUUAUGAGUGUUGCUGGUGAGAUGGGUGCUUCGGAUGUUGAUCUUGGGACCCCGUUGGGGGAGGAGAGUAGGUCUCUUCUGUGA